AUGCCAAAUUACUUUCCUUCCGGACCACCUCCUUGGGUUUCUUUUUCAUUUUCUGGCAACCCAAACCACCACAGUCGGCCACCAUUGUCUACUUCCACCAUUGUUAGAACAAACAUCACCGACCUCCAUCUUUCCCCUUGGACCGUGACUAGCAGCCACCACCGAGCUGCUGCCAAGGAAUUCCGACAACCAGCCACCAUCUCCGCUCCUUCCCUCUUUCUGUUGACCAAAGCAGGAAACCCCAGCAGUGGGGCCGACACGAAGCAACCACCGCCACCCUCUUUCCAUCGCCGACCCACCCUAUUGCCGCCACCACUGUUGAAAGUCCGACCACCACCUUAUACCCCCUCCUCUCGGCUGAAAAUCACCACCAAAUACCACUUCCAUUUGUUUUCUCCGCUGAUUUGUACCAGAAUCCAACCUAAAACCAGGCGGGAAGAGGCCGCCGGAGCUCUGCCACUCACCUACAUCCCCGCUCACUGCCACCGUCGCCAUUCUCCGACGCCAUCUCCGCCGGGAGGCCUCCGGUAAAGUUAAAUAGAACCGGUUAUUCGUUUUAAGAGCACGGAACGUCACAAAACGACAUUCGCAACAAAUUUCACCCUCGAGACUCGUUCACGCUUCAAGGGAGAUCAGUGAACCAGCCUUUAACAGAAGAUUUGUUCAUGGAUUUUUGGGCAAUCUAGUCUCAUUUAGUUUUUGUUAUGUCGGCCUACUUGUUAAGGUGAAUUUAUGAACCUAUUAAUAUAUGUAUGAAACUUGUAUUCGAACUUUAAAUUUGAAUGUAACUGCUAUGUUGUUAUUGUUGUAACUUGUGAUGUAUAUUCAAUUUG
Molecule: messenger RNA, 833 nt
Organism: Lactuca virosa
Lineage: Eukaryota; Viridiplantae; Streptophyta; Magnoliopsida; Asterales; Asteraceae
Source: the annotation of a GenBank genome assembly